AUGAAGCUCCAGAAGAUUCUCCUGCCCUUAGUCGCCAUUUCGGCGCAUGGAGCCGGUGUUGCGGCGGCGGCGCAGAUCAGCCUCAACACCAGCACAGGCGGCCUCUCCCCCGGUGCCGCCGCCGGCAUCACAGCAGGCGCAGUCGCCGGUCUCGCAGCCAUCAUCGCAGUUGUGUUCUUGCUGUGGCGGAAGAAGCAAGGCGGGUUGCGAGGGGCGUUGGUGACGGCGGAUUAUCCGAGCGGGAUGAACAUGUCUCCGAUGAAUGCCGGUCCUUCGAGCGGUCCGAGAAGUGGAGGUGGGGGCGCUACUGCUGGGAAUGAAACCGUGCCGAUGGAGAUGGGGGAUGGUGGAGUGAGCCAGGCAGGUGGUCAGGAGGGUAUGAUGAUGCAAAAUGGAACUGGGAUGGGCAUGCGAGGAGGAGGCAAGGAAAGUUUUUAUACCACCAGCACCGAAGAAACCCCCAUCGCCGGUAACGGUUAUGGAACCUCACCCUACGUGAUGCCCCCCGCAAGCAUGAUGCCCCCCGAGCCCGGGUACACCCAACUAGUGCCUCCACCAGCCUCGCAGCAGCACUUGGCGCCCCAGCGCUGGGAAUCAACCGUCUCCCGCCCCGUAAGCGACAUGACAACCAACUCAACCACCGGCCCGACCUUGAACGAGCCCUCCCUCCCCGUCUCGCCGCUCUCACCCCCCUACUACGCCAACACAUUGCCUGCUCCCGCGCCUGCUGCUAUGGGAGGAGGGUAUCAAUCCCCCUACCAACCACCGCAGCCGCAGAGACAGUACUCAGCCUACACUCCGCAAAUCACCCUCACCCAUGACCAAGAACAAGGAGAACAAGCCCCCCGGACAAGCGAGGAGUUCUCGUCGUCACAGCCUCUGCCAAAAACACGUCACCCCAUCGAUCUGGGUAACAGCCCGACCAUCCCGACAUUCUUGAUCCCCGGCGGUGACAGGGCAAGGGCACUGAGCUUUGCCAGCGUGAUGAGUGCGGGCAGUAGCGGGGGACAGGGUUAUGGGCAGCGUUCGGCGGAGGUGAUUGGGUCAGGUCCAAACCCGGGGAGGGCGGCGAUGGUGCCCGUUGCGGAGGAGGAGCCGAAGCCGGCACAAAAGAGGGGGGGGGGGGCGAACGUGAUCCCCAGUUGCAGUGAGCAGAACCGAAGCAAAUAG
Molecule: messenger RNA, 1170 nt
Organism: Thermochaetoides thermophila DSM 1495
Lineage: Eukaryota; Fungi; Ascomycota; Sordariomycetes; Sordariales; Chaetomiaceae
Exons: 2
Coding region: 1-1170 (389 amino acids)
Source: RefSeq, a predicted model, not a curated record